GUGGCGGAUCCGGUUCUCCCGGCUGCGUGGAGGGAGGCGCGGAGCCGGGAGCUGCGGGGCGGCGGCGGCAUGGUGGGUGCGGAGAAGGAGCAGAGCUGGAUCCCCAAGAUCUUCAAGAAGAAGACUUGCACCACGUUCAUCGCCGAGCCCACAGAUGCGGGAGGGACCCUGUGCCAAUGUGGGCGAGACCGGAGUGCCCACCCAGCGGUGGCCAUGGAGGACGCCUUCGGGGCGGCCGUGGUGACCUCGUGGGACAGCAGUGUGCACACGACCGAGAAGCCCACGGACGCCUACGGGGACCUGGACUUCACGGGUGCAGGACGGAGGCCAAGCAAUUUCCUCCGGCUCUCUGACCGCACGGAUCCAGCUACAGUUUAUAACCUGGUCACACGCACAUGGGGUCUCCGGGCCCCCAACCUGGUGGUGUCUGUGCUGGGGGGCUCAGGGGCCCCAGCCCUGCACACCUGGCUGCAAGACCUGCUGCGUCGUGGGCUGGUGCGGGCAGCCCAGAGCACAGGGGCCUGGAUCGUCACAGGCGGCCUGCACACAGGCAUUGGCCGACACGUAGGCGUGGCAGUGCGGGACCACCAGAUGGCCAGCACGGGGGGCACCAAGGUGGUGGCCAUGGGCGUGGCUCCCUGGGGUGUGGUCCGGAACAGAGACACCCUCACCAACCCCAAGGGCUCCUUCCCUGCAAGGUACCGGUGGCACGGGGACCCCGAGGACGGGCUGGAGUUUCACCUGGACUACAACUACUCGGCCUUCCUCCUGGUGGACGACGGCACCCACGGGCGCUGGGGUGGCGAGAACGGCUUCCGCCUGCGCUUUGAGUCCUACGUGGCCCUGCAGAAGACGGGCCUGGCCGGGACAGGAAUUGACAUCCCAGUCCUGCUCCUCCUGAUUGAUGGUGAUGAGAAGAUGCUGAAGCGGAUAGAGGAUGCCACUCAGGAGAGGCUCCCCUGCCUCCUAGUGGCGGGCUCCGGGGGUGCUGCUGACUGUCUGGCUGAGAUUCUGGAAGACAUUGUGGCACCAGGCAGUGAGGGAGGCCGGCGUGGCGGAGCCCAGGAGAGCGUCAGGCGGUAUUUCCCCAACGGGGACCCCAAGGCUCUCCAGGCCCAGGUGGAGAGGAUCAUGACCCGGAAGCAGCUCCUGACCAUCUACUCAACUGAGGACGGCCCUGAGGAAUUUGAGACCGUUGUUUUAAGGGCCCUCGUGAAGGCCUGUGGCAGCUCCGAGGCCUCAGCCUACCUGGAUGAGCUGCGUCUGGCCGUGGCCUGGAACCGUGUGGACAUUGCCCAGAGUGAACUCUUCCGGGGAGACAUCCAGUGGCGGUCCUGCCACCUGGAGGCCUCCCUCAUGGACGCCCUCCUGAAUGACCGGCCGGAGUUCGUGCGCCUGCUCAUCUCCCACGGGCUCAGCCUGGACCACUUCCUGACCCCCAAGCGCCUGGCCCAGCUCUACAGCGCAGCGCCGCCCAACUCCACCAUCCGCGGCCUUCUGGACCAGGUGUCCCACGGUGCGGGCACCAAAGCCCAAGUCCUGAAGCCCAGCGGGCAGCCCCGGCCCCCCAACGUGGGGCAGCUGCUGCGGAUGCUGCUGGGGGAGACUUGUGCACCGAAAUACCGCACCGAGGGCGCCGGGGACCAUCAGGACCAUUCCUGCAAGGAGAGAAGCUGCCUGCUCUGGGACAAGGCCCCCCUGGAGGUCACGCUGGACGCGGUGCUGGGCCAGGCGCCCUGGAGUGACCUGCUCCUGUGGGCCGUGCUUCUAAACAGGGCUCAGAUGGCCUUGUACUUCUGGGAGAUGGGCUCCAAUGCCGUGGCUUCGGCGCUGGGGGCCUGCCUGCUGCUGCGGGUGCUCGCCCGCCUGGAGUCGGAAGCGGAGGAGGCUGCUCGCAGGAAGGACCUGGCCACCAAGUUUGAAGGCCUGGGCGCCGACCUCUUCGGCGAGUGCUACCGCAGCAGCGAGGACCGCGCCAACCGCCUGCUCCUGCGCCGCUGCCCGCUCUGGGGCGAUGCCACCUGCCUCCAGCUCGCUAUGCAGGCCGAUGCCCGCGCCUUCUUUGCCCAGGACGGGGUGCAGUCUCUGCUGACCCAGAAGUGGUGGGGGGAGAUGGACAGCACCACGCCCAUCUGGGCCCUGCUUCUCACCUUCUUCUGCCCCCCACUCAUCUACACUGACCUCAUCACCUUCAGGAAGCCUGAGGAAGAAUCUACCCAGAAGGACCUGGAGUUUGACUUGGACGAGGUCAUCAAUGGCGAGGGGCCUGUCCGAAAUAUCUGCGAGUUACAGCCCCAGGGUGCAGCAGGCCCAAAGGACCGUGUGGAGGCCAGGGAGAUACUUUAUUUAACGCUGGCAGAAUCUAGUGGACUCCUGCCACGCUCGGCUGUCCGCAUGAUCUGGAAAGCCGCGCCAGCAGAGCCCCCCUGGGAGAAGGCACCCCGGGGGACGCAGACCCACCCCAGACGCAGGGGCUGCUGCGGGGGCUGCCCCCCUCGCCUGCGCCGCUGGCCCCAGUUCUGGGGGGCCCCGGUGACCGCCUUCCUGGGCAACGUGGUCAGCUACCUGCUGUUCCUGCUGCUGUUUGCUCACGUGCUGCUGCUGGACGACAAGCCCGAGUCCCCCGGGGCCCCGGAGCUGCUGCUCUACUUCUGGGCCCUCACGCUGCUCUGUGAGGAGUUCCGCCAGGGCCUGGGCGGAGGCUGGGGCAACCUGUCCGCGAGGGGCCCCGGGGGGCCGGGCCCCGUCCCCCUGCGCCACCGCCUGCACCUCUACCUCUCUGACACCUGGAACCAGUGCGACCUGGUGGCCCUCACCUGCUUCAUCCUGGGCGUGGCCUGCCGGCUGAGCCCGGGCUUGUAUGACCUGGGCCAGGCUGUCCUCUGCCUCGACUUCAUGGUCUUCACGCUGCGGCUGCUGCACAUCUUCACCGUCAACAAACAGCUGGGCCCCAAGAUCGUCAUCGUGAACAAGAUGAUGAAGGAUGUCUUCUUCUUCCUCUUCUUCCUGGGUGUGUGGCUGGUGGCCUACGGGGUGGCCACAGAGGGGCUGCUGAGGCCCCGAGAACGGGACCUCACGAGUAUCCUGCGCCGGGUCUUCUACCGACCCUACCUGCAGAUCUUCGGGCAGAUCCCCCAGGAUGAGAUGGAUGUGACCUUAAUGAAGUUCAGAAACGGCUCGUGGGACCACGGCUCCUGGGCAUGCCCCAGCGAGACAGAGGAGAGUGCCUGUGUCUCCCUCUACGCCAACUGGCUGGUGGUGCUGCUGCUCAUCAUCUUCCUGCUGGUGGCCAACAUCCUGCUGCUCAACCUGCUCAUCGCCAUGUUCAGCUACACCUUCAGCAAGGUGCAGGGCAACAGCGACCUCUACUGGAAGGCGCAGCGCUACAGCCUCAUCCGGGAAUUCCACUCCCGGCCCGCGCUGGCCCCGCCCUUGAUCGUUAUCUCCCACGUGCGCCUCCUCCUCCGCCAUUGGCACCGACGUCGCACCAGCAUGCCCUCCUCCCCAGUCAUCCAGCAUUUCCGCGUCUACCUCUCCAAGGAAGGGGAGCGGAGGCUGCUGACCUGGGAGUCGGUGCAGAAGGAGAAUUUCCUGUUGGCGCGGGCCCGGGACAAGCGGGAGAGUGACUCUGAGCGCCUGAAGCGCACCUCGCAGAAGGUGGACACAGCGCUGAGACAUCUGAAGCAGAUCCGGGAUUACGAGCAGCGACUGAAGGGGCUAGAGCAGGAGGUCCAGCACUGCAGCCGUGUCCUGGGCUGGGUGGCCGAGGCCCUGAGCCGCUCUCCGAUGCUGCCCCCUGGGGGGCUGCCACCCCCAGCCCCUCCUCGGCCCAGAGAUUGAGCCUUGCUGCUAGGACUCAAGGAACAACCACUGUCGGUGGGAUACCCGGGUCCCAGAGUGAGACCCGCAGCCCCCGACUCCUGGUGACCCCCGUGCCUGCGGGUUGCCAGGCAUCUGGGCCACUGUUGGGACCACGGGAGCCGGCCGCCCCAGACUUUGGGGGCGCAGGUGGGGCCCCUCUGAAGGCUCCUGGGGGCCGAGAGCCUCACACCACAAUAGUCCAGCUCCCCACACUGGGGAAAUAAAGCCAUUUGAGAGGA
Messenger RNA from Erinaceus europaeus (western European hedgehog), 4100 nucleotides. RefSeq names its product transient receptor potential cation channel subfamily M member 4 (gene TRPM4). Lineage: Eukaryota; Metazoa; Chordata; Mammalia; Eulipotyphla; Erinaceidae. Gene Ontology annotation, biological process: calcium ion transmembrane transport. Gene Ontology annotation, cellular component: membrane. The transcript has 26 exons. The coding region runs from base 70 to 3840 and encodes 1256 amino acids. Gene Ontology annotation, molecular function: ligand-gated calcium channel activity; calcium-activated cation channel activity. The record is from RefSeq and is a predicted model, not a curated record.